Equus caballus (horse) is the source of this 1199-nucleotide messenger RNA. It is a transcript of the gene MMP7, whose product is annotated as matrix metallopeptidase 7. NCBI's taxonomy places the organism in Eukaryota, Metazoa, Chordata, Mammalia, Perissodactyla, Equidae. Gene Ontology annotation, biological process: proteolysis; extracellular matrix organization; collagen catabolic process. Gene Ontology annotation, molecular function: metalloendopeptidase activity; zinc ion binding. The record is from RefSeq and is a predicted model, not a curated record. Gene Ontology annotation, cellular component: extracellular matrix.
CAAAUGAGUCACCUAUUUUCAAAUUCAGGGCUGAGAAGCUAUAUAAAUUUCUCUAGCCUCUGGCAGAAAACAGCAAACCAACCAUAGAUCUGAGAACCAUCCUCUCUGGUCAGCAGCUAUGCAGCUGGCCAUGCUGUGCACUGUGUGUCUGCUGCCCAGCAGCCUGGCCCUGCCGCUUCCCCGGGAGGCAGGAGGCAUGAGUGAGCUGCAGUGGAAACAGGCUCAGGACUAUCUCAAGAGAUUUUAUCCAUCCAGUUCAAAAAUAAGAGAUCCCAAUAGUUUAGAAGCCAAACUCAAGGAGAUGCAAAAAUUCUUUCGCCUGCCCGUAAAUGGAAUCUUAAACUCCUACAUCAUAGAAAUAAUGCAGAAACCCAGAUGUGGAGUGCCAGAUGUUGCAGAAUACUCGCUAUUCCCAGAUAGUCCAAAAUGGACUUCCAAUGUAGUCACCUACAGGGUCGUAUCACAUCCUCGAGAAUUAUCACUUGUCAUAGUGAAUCAAUUAGUGGCAAAGGCCUUGAAAAUGUGGAGCGAAGAGAUCCCACUGCACUUCAAGAGAGUUAGCUGGGGAACUGCUGAUAUCAUGAUUGGCUUUGCAAGAGGAGCUCACGGGGACCCCUACCCAUUUGAUGGACCAGGAAACACACUGGCUCAUGCCUUUUCACCUGGGCCAGGCCUUGGAGGAGAUGCUCACUUUGAUGAGGAUGAACGCUGGACUGAUGGUAGCAGUAUAGGAAUUAAUUUCCUGUUCGCUGCAACUCAUGAAUUUGGCCAUUCUUUGGGUCUGGGACAUUCAUCUGACCCCAGUGCCGUGAUGUAUCCAACCUAUAGAGACGGAGAUCCCAAGAAUUUCAAACUUUCACGGGAUGAUAUCAAAGGAAUUCAGAAAUUAUACGGAGAGAGAAGUGAUUCAAGAAUGAAUUAGAAACUUCAGGGAGAACUCACAAUCAUUCAUUGGAUUCUAUAUCAUUAUUCCCCAACCAGAAUUGAUGAAUGCUGUUCCUGCUCUCCAUUUAGUACUUACUUCAUCCUUCCCUGUAUUGAGGUUGGUUUUUGUACGUCUUUCUUUCCCUCUGGGGAUAAGCUCUUUUAUGACACAAUUGUGUCUUCAUCUAUAACUCUCCUCAAGCAAAUCGAACUUAGCAAAUGUCAAUGAAUGUUAAAUACACAGAUAAAUAAAAAUUUUUUCCAUAGUAAAAUGA